AUGGCCGAAAAGCAUAGCGAAGAAGAAGAGGUGAUUACUGCGAAAGAACCUAGCGGAGGAGACGAGCCGUUUCUUAUCAACGUAGUCAGCCAGAACACUGACGAUGCACCAGUACUUCUCCAAGUACGGGGCACCGACAAAGUUGCGGACGUCGUGGCCAGGCUCGAGGAUAAGGCGGGGAUCCCUCGCGGUAACUUACGGCUGCUUCUUUCCGGCAAAGCAUUGAGCAAGGACUCCACUAUUGAGGAGUGCCGCAUUGAUUCCAAAUCUGUUCUUAGUAUGUUUGUGAUUUUCAGAGUAAAAGUGGGCCCUGCGACUGGAUUUAAUUUCUUUCUAGGUGAUGUUAUUGAUCCUGGUCAACCGAUCAGCACAUUGAAGGUUAAUUUUGCAUUUCAUUCGUUGAAAAAGUUCAACGAAAAAGGAGUUGGUAAAGAGUUUCGUCUGCAAAACCUUAGGUUGGUUUAUUAA
Messenger RNA from Oldenlandia corymbosa var. corymbosa, 468 nucleotides. The record is from the annotation of a GenBank genome assembly. NCBI's taxonomy places the organism in Eukaryota, Viridiplantae, Streptophyta, Magnoliopsida, Gentianales, Rubiaceae.